This is a messenger RNA of Lingula anatina, 4932 nucleotides long. RefSeq lists its product as uncharacterized. Gene Ontology annotation, biological process: nucleocytoplasmic transport; activation of GTPase activity. Gene Ontology annotation, molecular function: nucleic acid binding; GTPase activator activity; small GTPase binding. NCBI's taxonomy places the organism in Eukaryota, Metazoa, Brachiopoda, Lingulata, Lingulida, Lingulidae. Gene Ontology annotation, cellular component: nucleus; cytosol; perinuclear region of cytoplasm. The record is from RefSeq and is a predicted model, not a curated record.
AUGCCUGUAGAUAAAACAAACUCUGAGUCAGAUCAAAUACAAAAUCAGGAUACCACGGGAAUUCAUGAUGAAGACUACACUGGCAAAACUGAUUCUAAUACACUAGAAGCUAUUUCAACAGAAGCGGGACAUGAAGAACAAAAGACAAGAGAAGAAAUUGGAAUGGCCAGUUUGCAAGGUAAAGAAACAAAACAUAGUAUAUCUGGACCAGAUCUUUUAUAUAGAAACCCAGUUCUGGUACCAGAACCCAAUACCAACACUUCUGAUAUCCCUGAAAAACAUGAUGGUGAUCAUUUUGAAAGUUGGCCUGAAAUGUCAACCACAGCUAAAAAGGAAAUCAAGGGACAUUUAGAGGACACAGAGAGUGACAGUGACCAAUUAGACCAUGGGACUAUUAUCACACUGAAUGAUGGCAAUGAUACACCAGUGUUGUCAAGAAGCUCAUCGGGUCUCACUUCUGUCACUGACACUGACAUGGCUUCAAAUAUUGGCACAGGUCCUCCAAGGAAUUCUCUCUCUGGGACAAGUUCUCCUGUGUCAAUUAGCUCUUCAUCUUCUGACGAGUUAAAAACAAAUAUUGAACAUAAGAUAAAUUCCGCUGUAGAAUUUUCUAGUGUUGAGAAAAAUCUCCAUGCUCGAGGCAUAGAAGAUCUUGAAACAAAUGAACAAAAGUUUCUGUUGCAACCACAGCAAGAUGAUGCCAGAGCUGAUGGUCAUGAAAAUGGUGGUGAAAUGGUAUUGGAUAAAAAUAAAGCUCAAAAUACACCUGUUUUCACAGCUGAUACUUUGCAUAAUGAAAUUGUAAACCCGUCUGCAAAAGAAGCUCAAUUAAUAGAAUAUGCUAUGACCAAGCAAGAUGAAAAAAUUGAUGCUUCAACAACUGCAGCACCCCAUUGCUUGGAACCUAAUGAGGGGAAUAUUUGUAGUGGUAAUGACAAUGUGCUCUACUCUCAGAAUGGAGAUUCUUCUUUGCCUGAACAAGAGGUAGCCUUGUAUGAGAAAGCGGGACAACAGGAGAAUGUGGUUCUUGACCAUAGCAUGUUAGAGACAGAAAGGCAGGGUCAAGCCGGCAGUGUCAGGGGGGAAGAUUUGGCAAUAUGCGAAGUAGGUAACCAGGGGACAGUUGAAGAUGUGGGAGCUGAAUCAGGUGCUGCUGUUGUUGAAGCGGCCAGGGACCCAGACCUCCAGUGUGCAUCUCCUGACAGCGGCUUGCAUGGAUCAAUAUCAAACUUCAGCAGGGAGAACACUGAGGAAAACACUGCAGUCAUUCCUGAAAGUAAAAUAGAAAUCACCAGACAAGAGGUGAAUGCAGGACAGAGGACGGAUCUUGAUGUAGACACCAAGAUGACACCAGACAAUGAACAGAUACAGUCUCCAUUAGAGGCGUAUGCUAAUAAUGCUAAUGAGGAGUUAAAGCAUGAAGAAAGACAUGGGAAUGUGAAUGAAGAAAAUACAAAAGAAAUCAAUCCCUCAGGGCCUACUGAAUUCAGUUCAAGACUUCAGCAGCAGAAGAAUCCAAGAAAGACAUGCCUAAGGACAACAUGGCCCACAGAUUGUACUAAAAAUAGUAGUACUGAGGAAUCUGGCAACAGCAUUGGACAAACUGACCAAGAGCAAUUUGAUGUUGCACUUCGAUUUGCCUGCAGUCUCAUCAAACCUGAUUGUAUUUUUAGCCUGGCUACCAGUAAUGUGAGGAAGCUGACUUUGCCAAGGGCGCCUCCUCCUGGGCUAAAUCUGUCAAAAUUGGUAACCUGUUUAACACACACUCAGGAAAUAGAUCUCUCAGGAAACAAUCUAGGACCACAGGGAUUCAGGGCAGUUAUACUGUCUUUAUGUCAGAAUACCACCAUUACCAGCCUCAACAUUGCUAAUAACAUGACAGACACAGAUUGUGCUGUUUCUGUUGGAAAAUUACUUGAGAGCAAUGCUAGUCUGAUAACUCUGGAUUUAUCUGGAAAUCAUCUUGGAAAAGACUUUUUCUCUAGGUGUGCAGGUCCAGCAAUGAAAACUAAUACAUCAUUGAGGUCUCUGAAGUGCCAAAGUAUUGGAGCAACUGAUUUAACAGUAUUUUUUGAGAAUGUUCUAAACAACUCGACCUUAGAGGACAUAGACUUCAGUCACAACGAAAUGACCAAUGGUAUGGCAGUCAGUCAACUGUUAGGAGACUGGAUUAAGGGAUCCAGCUGCAAGCUAAGAAGCCUUCAGCUGCGAAACUUUGGGUUGAAGGGGGAUGCAAUGAAGCCGCUGAUGCAGGCUGUGGCAGCUAACUCUAGUUUAGAGGAACUCAAUGUGGGGAUGAAUGAGUUUACGUCGUCAACAGAUUUCAUGGAGAGUCUGUGCAUUUGUGUGAACCACAAGAAGUUAACCAGACUGGUAUUGGAUGACUGUAAAUCAGUGACAGUAGAAGAAUGGACAGCAGCUGAAACACCUUCUCCCAUAGAAGCCAGCCCUCUGUCAGUCCUCAGUCUCUCUAACUGUAGUUUGAAUGACCAGCUUCUGUCCAGCUUAGCAUCAGCUUACUCUGGAAGACUUGUACAUCUCAGGGAUGUCUCCCUCAACAGCAAUGCCAGUAUUACUGAGAAAGCACUUCAAUACGUGGAAGAUCUUUCAACUGAGAAAGAUUCCACAGGCAGCAGCUUGGAACGUCUGUCAGUUGGAAUGAACAAUAUGGAAAACCUCCCAGCAUUCCUCUGUAGUACAGUACGUCUGCCAAAACUGAAGUAUCUGAAUCUCAGGAAGGCCACUAUGAGCCCUGCAGCUGUUGGAAAGCUGGCACCUGUCCUCACCAGUGGCAGAAUCUCAACUCUUGUGAUUGAUGGCAUAAAACUCUCAAAAAGUAAUGCAUUAAGUGAGAUAUUAAGUGCAGGCCCAAGCAGUAGUUUGAAUGCUCUCAGUCUGAGUAGUUGUGCCAUAGAUGAUGAGGAUCUGAAGCCUCUCUGCAGUGCUGUGAGGGAUGGUCUUCCUCUGCACAUGCUCAAGUUGUCUAACAACAGGUUCUCUGAUGCAUUUGUGGAGGACAUGGUGGGUGCUUUGGUGUCGCAGACAACUCAUCCACUGGCACUCAUUGAUGCCUCUGUUAAUCAGAUCAGUUCAGCUGGAGCAAUGAAGUUGUGUGAACUUUUCACCUCAAGUUCACACCAGACAAAUAUCCACUCACUCAACCUAAGCAACAAUAACAUAGAUCACCAAGGUGUUAAGGCCUUGGUUGGCUGUGUUGGGAAGACUAGCUUGACCAGCUUACACCUGAACAGCCAGUCCAAGUCGUGUGAGGAAGAGGAGAUGGACGAGGUGCUCACUUCACUGGCACAGGCUCUAGGUCUGACAGUGCAGGGAUCAGGAGAAGCUGUGGUAGAAGCAUGCAGUGACCUGCCUAAAGUAAAUGUGGGACCUUAUACUGUGGUACAGCUCAACAACCUGGGGGGUAACACAGGGCAUAUGGGAAGCAUGUUGGACUGUUCAGCAAUAUCCACAGACUAUAAGAAGAAGAAAUUGCCACAUUUAUCUUUUCAUCAUGCAUUGCAACUAGCCUCUGCAUUCAAAGGUUAUGAUUCUCCAGAAUGUUUACUGUCCAGUGAUGAGUGGAAUAUGAUUAUUGGAGCAGAUAAAGAAGCCCCAUCAUGGUUGCAGAUUGCUGACCACAGAGAUACUGCAGUGCAUAUGAGCCAGCUCCCAGCCAGUAUCACAGUCCAGAAGAUGGAGGGGAUUCUGGAGAUGGAGGCUGACUGUGAAGUGCAGGAGGUCUGCCUCAUGAAGGAUCCUAUAAAUAGAAAGAAUAACGGACUAGCAUGGGUACUGCUGGCUGAUAAGGUUUCAGUGGAAAGAGCAGAGAAGUUUUUCAACAGUGGAGAGGCAUUGGUAUUUGGCCAGGCCUUCAUGCUUAGCAGAGUUGCAGUGAAGAUUGAUGACCAAGCCAAUACUGAAGCUGAGAAAGUGGCAAGACUGGAUAUGGAGAGACGUAUUCAGGAGAGGAGGGCUGCUGAGAGGGAACAUAGGACUUUGAUUCAAACUAGCUAUGCCACAUCCCAGGCAAGACAUGCAUACAUGUUGGCAAACCCAGCAUAUGCUGAUGGUAGGGUGUGGUAAAUAUGAGGGCAAAGUAAUUUAAGUUGCUUUGUACUUUCUAAAGGUACAUUUGUGACAUGAACAUGUAACAGAAUGAAAAUAACAAAAUUGUGACCAUCUGAAGUCCAAGUGAUAAGAACUUGAUACCUAAGAAUUAUGCAUAAAGAUACGAUUCUAAUCACAUAAAACACUAUUACAAUAAUUGUAUUUUAUACUUAUUCAGACCAGCUUGCAAAAUUUUAGGUUCUUUAAUGCAGUCUUGUUUUUACUGUAUUGCAUGAAAAAAAAACACAGUGUAUUUAUGUAAUCAAAAGUAAGAUAAAGAAAUGACAGUCGUAAGAGUAUGAAUUAUUCUAUGAACUAUUUGUUCAUGAGAUUUCAUAAAAUUAUAUGUAAGGUUAAUUAAUACACCUAAUCCCCUGCUACAUGUUAUUGCAAUGAAACUGUCUUAAUAAAAGAUCAAUAUUAGUAAAAUUACUUUUAAAGUUGGAAAUUGAGCAAGAUUUUGAUAGUUGUAGUUUAUUGCAAUAUGUGUCUCAUUGGUUAAACAUAUAAACAUAGAUAUAUUAUUAUUGUGACCUUUGAGAAUGAUGUAGGUUUUACUGUGCUCUAUGUGUGAGACAUUAAAAUUUUUGUAGGUUUAUUGAAAGUGUACUUAUUUGUUAUUUAAAAAUUCAGAUAUCAUGAUUUUGUGCCAAUUUGACAGUCUAGUAUGGUUGAAUUCAUGUGUUGGCAUAGUAAGAAUCCUAUGGUUAACAUUGAUCUCACUUUGGUGAACUUAAGCAGCAGCUGUGAUAAGUGCCAAUACUUUUAAAGUGCCAAUAUUUAUACGUAGCAGAGAAGCAAAUUGAAUGAAUCAAUAAACAUGUU